This is a messenger RNA of Ostreobium quekettii, 408 nucleotides long. The record is from the annotation of a GenBank genome assembly. Lineage: Eukaryota; Viridiplantae; Chlorophyta; Ulvophyceae; Bryopsidales; Ostreobiaceae.
AUGAUCCAAACUUCGCACUUGAACCUGGGGUUCAAGUGCAAGCAUGGUGUCGACAGGCUUCCAAGCUAUGUAGCAGGUGCCUCAUCUCUGCACAACUGCAAAAGGAAGGUUGCCACGCCUGUGUCAAGGAAUAUCCAUACUUGCCCACUUUCGCAACACAUCCUGCCAACCCAUUGUAACCAGUAUGGUCGCCUGAGGAACGAGCACUAUCGAGCCUCACAAUUGUUUGUUUGCAAGUUCGGGUUCUCCAGCCAUGUCAAUUGGCUGCCCACCACAUCACACUGCCUGUGCACAAUUCUGCUAUUGCUCCCGGUUGUUUGCAAGGAGGUCAAACCCCUUCGGUUUAGAAACGUGUUCUCGUCCCUGGUCAUGUCGAAAUUCAUUUCUGACCCCUUAGGCCAAGCCUGA